Molecule: messenger RNA, 1815 nt
Organism: Drosophila gunungcola (fruit fly)
Lineage: Eukaryota; Metazoa; Arthropoda; Insecta; Diptera; Drosophilidae
Gene: Ucp4A
Product: mitochondrial uncoupling protein 4
Exons: 5
Coding region: 486-1514 (342 amino acids)
Biological process (GO): response to cold; mitochondrial transport
Cellular component (GO): mitochondrial membrane
Source: RefSeq, a predicted model, not a curated record
ACUGGCCCCUUGUGUUAUUGUUUUUGUGGCCUUUUUUGUUUUAUUGCGCUUAACUACUGGUUUUAUACAAUAGCCCCCACAAUAUCUGGCAGGAUAUAAAUAGAGCGGCUUUCGCAGGCGGGUGGACAAACAUGAUAAGCCGCCCAGCGCGUGCCACCAAGUGUUUUAUAAGAGCGCGAUUUCGAUUUCGAUUUUGAUUUUGAUUUGCCAUUGCCAUUGUUGUUUGUUACGCCUCUUCCCACAAAAACCCACAACCAAAAAGAGCACACAAAACCUUGCCAAAUCUUUGUUGUUAUGUAAAUGCACGGAAGCAGAACGUUGGACACAAAGGCACAUCAUCAUCAUCAUUAUCCGCAUCCGCAUCCGGAUAAUCCGCCAUAAUCCGGGUGUCGCCCAUUGGGACACAAAGCGAAAGGUCGGAGCACCCGCAAACAUCACGCGAUUGUGAAAGUUUCACCUGCCCAGAAUCACCCCACGGCUCGGAAAUGGCCGCCAAGGCCGACGAAUCCUCGCCAGCAGUUGCGCCCGGCGGCAGUAGUGAUCCCACACCCGUGCCCUCCAGUGGACGCCAUCAGCUGCGCCCCGUAAAGUUCGACUAUGCGGACUCCUUUGCCUGCACCUACAUCGUGUCCGUGGUGGCCGCCUCCAUCGCGGAACUGGCCACCUAUCCCCUGGACCUGACCAAGACACGUUUGCAGAUCCAGGGUGAGGGAGCCGCAAUCCCCGCGGGAAAAUCCAAUAUGCAAUACCGCGGCAUGGUGGCCACCGCCUUCGGAAUUGCGCGCGAGGAGGGCGCCCUGAAGCUGUGGCAGGGCGUGACGCCGGCGCUCUACCGACACGUCGUCUAUAGCGGAGUGAGGAUCUGCAGCUAUGACCUGAUGCGCAAGGAGUUCACUCAGAAUGGCAGCCAGGCGCUGCCCGUUUGGAAGUCGGCGCUGUGUGGCGUCACUGCCGGCGCCGUUGCCCAGUGGCUGGCCUCGCCCGCUGACCUGGUCAAGGUGCAAAUCCAGAUGGAGGGCCGGCGACGGCUGAUGGGCGAGCCGCCGAGGGUGCACUCCGCCGGCCACGCCUUCCGACAGAUCGUCCAACGGGGCGGAGUGAAGGGCCUGUGGAAGGGCAGCAUCCCAAAUGUGCAGCGAGCGGCGCUGGUCAACCUGGGCGACUUAACCACAUACGACACCAUCAAGCACCUGAUCAUGGACCGCCUGCAGAUGCCCGACUGCCACACGGUCCAUGUGCUGGCCUCCGUUUGUGCUGGAUUCGUGGCGGCGAUCAUGGGCACGCCAGCGGAUGUGGUGAAGACGCGCAUCAUGAACCAGCCCACCGACGAGAAUGGGCGAGGCCUCCUGUACCGCGGAUCUGUGGACUGUCUCCGCCAAACGGUGGCCAAGGAGGGCUUUGUGGCGCUGUACAAGGGCUUCCUGCCCUGCUGGAUACGGAUGGCACCGUGGUCGCUCACCUUCUGGCUGUCCUUCGAACAGAUCCGCAAGAUGAUCGGCGCUUCUGGCUACUGAUCGUUGACUCCAGUCCAUGUCUGGGGUGUAGAUGUGCAUACGGGCAGAUGUAUGUAUAGUGCAGUUCGUUCAUAUAAACCCGCCUGAGAGUUGGUCCUGACCCUCUUUCCCGUGCCUGAAUACCUUAAAGCGGCUUUUGCCCAAGCUUAUAUCUUAUGCUAUGUCCAGUUUUAGUCUGUCAUAUGCCAGAGGGUUUUCCCCACUCACAUCUUUGGGUUCCUUUCUCGUAUCUUUGUUAUUGUUGUUGCCUUAAGAAAAUCAAAAACCUUACAAUAAAGCAAGAAACUUGUUAUUUCAAAAA